ACGAAUAGUUUCACGUAGAAGAGGUGUGCUGGGAGACCAAUGAACAAAUUGUAAACAGAAAGGAAGUGCGUUUCAAACACCAGCAUGCUUUGUGAUGCUUUUUAAUCAAGUCUCAAAACACAGACAAGCUGAUAAUGGCUUUUACAUGAACAUGCUUUUUGUGAUGAUAUUAAAUACACGAGAAGAAUGACAUCCUUCCCGAUCUUUCUUUGCUUCUUGGAGUUCUUCGCUUAUUCUGGAUCAGUGAGAGUUAUUUAUGAAUCUGGAGUUCCCAAGAUUUUCCACCCAAGAAAAGAGUUCCAGACAGAAUAUGACACAAAUUCAAACCCAAACCUGGAUGGCAAAGGAAAUCAAGCCUCAAGCCAAACGAAGAAAGUAAAGAAGAUAGUAACAAAAGAUUUUCUUGUAAACAUUAAAAAGAGUGGUAACAGCAAAGCAAGUGCAACAGUGAAACAAUUAGAUGCUGAUGCCAAGAUCGAUUUAGGGUUGCCAUUGGUGAGAGAAAUUAGUUUAGAGGACAAAAGCAUAGUUGGAGAACAUGUGCCAGACAACUUAAAGGAAACAUUGAAGAAUGUUCUAACUAGAGAAAUUGUUAGACGAUUGUCGGGAGGGAAUGUGGGAAUUUUUGAAGGUGAUGCACAAAAGGAAGAGACUAAUAACGUAAUUGAGAGUCCAUUGAAGAAAAGAAAACUCACAGAAAUGUUUGUGCGUUAUAUGGAACACCUAGCUAACAAACUAAAGGUGGACGUCGUUACUGUGGCAGAACAGCUGAUAUCGAGGUCUGGUGAAACAGAGGCAGAAAGCACAAUGGGGUUCACUCGAAAUAUCAUUCCUGCUGUGCCGUCGAAGUUCAGGUCGAUUUUGAAGACGAUGUCUAGGAUCAUCAACACUGAACUAGCCUCUGCGGUUGUUUUGAAGAACAAUUAAGAAUUUUUGAUGUUAAUAGACUUUUUGUAGGUUUAAACUCUUUAGAUUUUAGUUUUGUUAUUAAGUCUUUGUGUUGUUACUAACAUGUGCUCUACCAAUGCAGGGAAAAAUUUGCCUGCAACUUCCUUACAGUUAUCUCCUCUAAAGUUUCCUACGACAAAUUGACAGUCACGAUACACGUCAUGCAUAUGGAUAUACAGAGGAAUAACAACGCUAUGUGAACAAAACGGGUUUUCGCCUCAUAUGAUUUUUAUUUU
This is a messenger RNA of Rhopilema esculentum, 1184 nucleotides long. RefSeq lists its product as uncharacterized. Lineage: Eukaryota; Metazoa; Cnidaria; Scyphozoa; Rhizostomeae; Rhizostomatidae. The record is from RefSeq and is a predicted model, not a curated record.